Penicillium malachiteum is the source of this 1002-nucleotide messenger RNA. RefSeq lists its product as uncharacterized. Bases 1 to 1002 code for a protein of 333 amino acids. The record is from RefSeq and is a predicted model, not a curated record. The transcript is spliced from 4 exons. NCBI's taxonomy places the organism in Eukaryota, Fungi, Ascomycota, Eurotiomycetes, Eurotiales, Aspergillaceae.
AUGACAAUCGAUAAUAAGAACAAACAGGUCGAACUAGACCCAGGCCAAGCGGACACUAAAUGGAUUCGCUCUUCUUAUUGUCUGAAAGUGACACGAUCCUCAGAACUGAAGAAGACGGCCUCAGUGACUUUACUUACCUUUGGCAGCAAGGACAAACUAUUUGAAAGAUUUGAGAUUGCCUCGCAGUGCAUGUCUUAUGAGGAAAUCCUCAAGCACCCUUAUUCUCUAUUGAAUGUUGUGUUUGAAGUUCUACACGAAGAAAUAGAUGCUUUCGCCUGGAAGGUUGCAGAUCUUUACGCCCCUGCAGAAAAGCAAGUAAUAGAAAUGGCCCAAAAUGACUCAGGGUUGGCUACCGACGAUCUGAAUUUCCCUAGCAUGCACCGUAUCCAACGAUAUCAAAUUUACCUACUCGAGGCCGUUGAAGCGCUUACAGAAACGCUGAGCGCGGCCUCGUAUCAUUAUAAGCAAGUACUUCCACAUUCCUCUGUGGAUUCAAUGAGUUCAACACUUGCUGGACUACGAUAUGCAAAUAUACUUCUGAGAUCCACCGAAUUGCGUCUCCGGAGUCUGGAAAAGCGGACUCAAUCGAUCAUUAAUCUGGCCUUUAACCUGGUCACUCAGGCUGACUCAAAAGUCAUGAAAGGUGACUCCAAGGUCAUGAGAGGGGACAGCCAAGCAAUGAAGAAUAUUGCGAUUCUGACCAUGGUGUUUUUGCCUUGUACGGCUGCGACAACGCAGAGCUUCUUUAGUACCCCAUUCUUCUACCUCGAGAAUGAUUCAAACCUACUGGAAGUUUCACCACAUUUCUGGAUUCUCUGGGCCAUCACCAUUCCGCUGACUGUGGUGACUAUUCUGACCUUUGUUCUAUGGUCAGAAAGAAGGCUCCUCGAAAAGUUCAUCAACGGACGAAUUGAGCGAUGGAAAGCGAGGAAGAAGAAUAGGCGAUUGGGAUCAAAGGAAGGAAAAUUGCCAUCAAUGAUGGACAGCCUACCAAAAGUGUAG